Panicum virgatum (switchgrass) is the source of this 1191-nucleotide messenger RNA. RefSeq lists its product as uncharacterized. NCBI's taxonomy places the organism in Eukaryota, Viridiplantae, Streptophyta, Magnoliopsida, Poales, Poaceae. The record is from RefSeq and is a predicted model, not a curated record. Gene Ontology annotation, molecular function: protein binding. The transcript is spliced from 7 exons. Bases 107 to 955 code for a protein of 282 amino acids.
UAGAACUUUGGAAGGCCACCUGUCCUAUUAUGAUUUUUAUCACAACAUCUGUGUGAUUCAGAUUCAGUCUCCUUUCCAUCUGCCAGAAAAAAGAUUUAGUUCAAAUAUGGAGGCGAUCAACUUUGACAAGAUCUGUUCAAGAGAUGUGGUUACAUUGGGUCGUGACAGAGAGUAUCGUCACUUACUGGUUACUACAGGAAAGAUUGUUCCAAAAAGUAGCAAGUUUGACUGUGACGAACUUUUAGUAUCAACAUGCAGGAUUUCAAGGGUAGAAGUUGGGGGUCCGCUGAUGGACUUAGAAGGAAAUUUCAUUGGGAUGAACUAUUAUGACGCUAAGGAAACUCCUUUUGUGCCAAGUUUCAUUGUGUUGAAGUGUUUGCAGAAGUUCAAAUUAUUCCGUACUAUUGUAAGACCAUGGCAUGGGCUACGAGUUAAAACUCUUCAUGCAGAAGGAUCUAUUGCACAUGAAAAGAUGCAAACGAACUCCCAUGGGGCCUCUGGUGUUAUUAUUGAGAAGAUUGAAGAAUAUUCUUUUUCCAAAGCAUCUAGUUUGAAUGAAGGGGAUAUCAUCAAUCAAGUCAAUGGUGUUUAUGUCUCUAAUGCAGCAGAGCUUGGUGGCAUACUGCUGGAUAUAGGUACUUAUCGCAUGGACAACCCGAGCUCUGACCUUGCAGACUCCAACAAGAUGGCAAUAUGCAUUAAGUUUGGUCUGAGGAACGGUAAACAUGAAAGAACGAUUGUCGUUAACAAGCUUACAACCGGUGGUUUAAACAAGUGGCCUUUUCCAAAGCCAAUAAUUCUUAAGACCUAUGUAGGCGGGAUACUUCAAGACGAAAAAUGGUAUGCAUGGGAAUCCUUCUCAUGGAAAUCCUCAGAGUCUAGCAAUAAACCAAUGGUCCUGGGACCUGGGUAUCAAACUCUUGGAUGCCAGAAUUGUGUAUGGAUUUCAUUCUAGGACGAGUACAUGUACUCUCUUAUUUCUUGUUGCCAGCAUUCUGAGCUUUUGGUUGACGCAAUUUUGUCCAUAUUAGAAUUUUAAAAACUGCCAGUAUGGACAUAUGAGCAGCAUAUGAAUUUGCCAAUGGAACAUGCUCCCUCCUAUUGUCUUAAAUAUAAGGUGUUAGGAUAACUUGAUGUAUUUGGAACCGGAGUAUCAAUUAUUUUGAAACUCCUGCCAACAAAUUAUGUAGA